AUGCGCGGUUCAUUGAUUUUUCUGUGUUUUUUCGUGAGUUUUGCGGCGACUUCUUAUAAAGUUAUCGUUGUCAAUGAUCAAAGUGAUAUUUAUGAUUAUAUGAAUCAACCGGAAGAGGAAUCGGGUUCUGGAAGUGGAAGUGGAAGUGCUGAUUAUUACUAUGAUUAUGAUUAUGAUUGGUCUGGAAGUGGAAGUGGAUCUGGAAGUGGUUCUGGAGAUGACUAUGAAUCUGAAUCUGGAAGUGGAGCAGAAUCAGAAUCGUCAGGAGGAGAAGCUUCCGGGUCUAGUUCUGGUUCUGGUUCAGGUUCAGGUUCAGACUAUGAAUAUGAAUAUGAAAAUGGCUCUGAAGGCAGUGCUCCACACACAAAUGAGACUGAUAUCAAUGACGAUUCAGGAGGUUCUGCAGGUAAACCAAAUCAAAGUGUUUUCAAUCCCUAAUUCAAAAAUUUUAGAACCCAUAAUCUUGCCCGAAGAACAAACCGAUUCGACAGAUUCAAUUGAAGAUAUCGAAACCGGUGCUCCUGAACAAUCAACCGAACCACCAAGAAAAGGAACAACUUAUGAUUUCGAGAAUAUCAAAACGGGUGUGCCUGAAGCAUCAACAAAUCCACCAAAAACUCCGAUUGAAAAUGAAGAAGGGGGACCGGAUUUGAAACCAAUUGAUGGAAAAACUGGAGCAACUGAUGGAAUAUUCAUUGCCACUGAUGUUCCGUAUUAUUCAACAAGUGAUGAUGGAAUGGGAAGUUCGGAAAAUUGUUUGAAACGAACUACGACAACACCAGCAACAUCUUCGGGAGUACAAUUAUCGAGAUGGUUGGAGGUGAAUUGAAAAUUUGACAGGAAAAACUUUUAUUGCGAAAUAAUGUAGCCAUACUUUUUCGGUGGAGGUCGGACAAUCUGAAACGAUUUGAAAAUCUGAGAAAUUUGUUUAGCAUUAGAGCGCGUUUGGGAUUAUAAAAAGCUAUAAAUGCAUUUUUUUCGAUGGAGCGCGUUUGCUCAUAUAUCCCAAAAAAAUUGAAAAAAGCUCCCAAAAAUAAACAUUUCAUUGGAGCGAACUUGCAUCUCUUGUAAUUUUCAUCUUCAAAAAUCGAUGUUUUCAAUUUGAAAAUCUCAAAUUGAGAAAUUUGUUUAGCAUUAGAGCGCAUAUGAAGCUAGAAAUGAUUUUUUUUCGAUUUUUGAAAAUGGAUUUGAAGUUCGAUGGGGCGCGGUUGCUCACAUACCCCAAAAAAAUUGAAAAAACCUCUCGAAAAUAAAUAUUUCACUGGAGCAAACUUGCAUUUCUAAAUACAUCUUCAAAAAUCGAUGUUUUCAAUGGGGCGAAUUUGCCAAUUUUCAAAAAAUCUUUUAAAAAAUAUAUUUGUUCAAUGGGGCAAGUUUGCUCUUUCACCCAAAAACUCUGAUUUCUUCAAAAGUCCAAUAGAGCGAAUUUGCUAAAUUUCCCCCCAAAACAACUCACCGCCGCAUAAAUAUAAAGAACCACAACAACCAUCAAAAACAGCACACAGAAUCCCAAGAAAAUCGAUCGAUAAAUGAUAUCCUCCAACUCGUUCGACUCGAAAAACAGCGCUUUCAAAUCAACGCAUUCCUAGAAUAUUUUUAUUAAUUACAAUUGGCUGGGUAAUUAAUUAAUUAAUUAAUUAGUCAAUAAACUUACCACAAUUGGGCAUAGGAUGGAGAAUAAUAGUUUGAUUAAAAAUUGGUUUGAAUACAUGAUUAAAAAAUGGAAGAAAUGAGAGGAGAUGGGAGGAUUUUCACGUGGAAAAAUAAAAAAAAAUGUUUUUUUGGCUGUCUUUUUAAUAGGUGGGUAGGUCAAAAAAUAAUUUUAACGAAACCGAUCAAAAGACACGUAUUUUGUUGCUGAACAAAAAAUCUCGGUUCGCUGUUUAAAGGGACAUGCUUUAAUUUUCCACCAAAAUCUCAAGAACGGCUGCAUCAAAUGAAAAUCUGAGUACACCAUCUUUAUCGCCGUGAAAAACUGCAUGGAAAUAAGCUUUGUUGGAGCGGACGGGUGUCGUUUUAGCGUUUCGGGGUUCGUGGCGAGACCAAUUUCGAAAAAUAACGCGCAAAAUUGAGAGACGCGAGACAUUUUUGUGCAUUUGUGCGUCACCGUGUUUGCACAAGUCAAUACAGUAUACCAACCGCGAACCGAGGGCCAAAAAAUACGUGUAAGAAUGAAAAAAAUAUGCGUGCAUUUUCAAACCCUACGGUACGCAAAAAUGUGUCGCAGUGUUUGCACACACCAAUCCGCGCGCGACUUCAGAAAAUUUCAAAUUCAUCCAAGUUUCAUUCCAGGACCUAAACAUGCGUCGAAAUCAAACAGCCUCCACCGAAGUCUGUGAUCAAUAUUACCAAUCUCGAGUCGCUGAUCAUCUCGUCUCCUCCGAAUCCACUUCCCAAUACAAUUCUCUAACAUCAGCCCUAAACAACAUCACAUUAUCUCAACAAUACAUAACUUCUUUGAUUUCAUCUGCUUCCAGCCCAGUUAAAACUGCUUAUGCUGAAAUUUGUAAUAUGACAAGUAAACAGGCAUUUUAUGAUCAACCAAAAAGAACAAGAUAUAAUCAAGUGAAUAAUGUGAUUCAGAAUUUGUCGGGAGCUGCGCAAAGUGAAUUGAAUGAGAUUAAUUUGAAAGCCAAGGUGGGGGUAGAUUUUUUUUUGGCGCCAAAAUUUUUUUCUGAAUUUUUCCAGGCUUAUUGUCGAGCUUCAAACGUCGAUACUCCACCAUACACCCUCGGAAAUAUCUCUGGACUAAAACUUGGAAAUGUAAGCCUCCCAAUUUUCUCCAAAAAAAUCCAGAUAUUUUCCAGGGUGCAAUUCUCACCAAAUGA
Caenorhabditis angaria is the source of this 2828-nucleotide messenger RNA. The record is from the annotation of a GenBank genome assembly. Lineage: Eukaryota; Metazoa; Nematoda; Chromadorea; Rhabditida; Rhabditidae.